Molecule: messenger RNA, 2397 nt
Organism: Trichoderma reesei QM6a
Lineage: Eukaryota; Fungi; Ascomycota; Sordariomycetes; Hypocreales; Hypocreaceae
Exons: 6
Coding region: 1-2397 (798 amino acids)
Biological process (GO): chiasma assembly; mismatch repair
Cellular component (GO): nucleus
Molecular function (GO): mismatched DNA binding; ATP binding; ATP-dependent DNA damage sensor activity
Source: RefSeq, a predicted model, not a curated record
AUGACUGAUCCUCCUACCUUGGUAAGAGAAGCCAGCUCACGCCUGCCUUGUGUCAAUUCGCCUCGUCAUCGCUGCGCGCUGCUCCCAUUCCGUGAUUCUGCACUCCUUACACCCUCACUGAGGACGACAACUCCCAGAAUGGAGACUGCAGGAGACGCCCCUGGUGACUGGGAGGGCGAGUCUCCCAGUCUCGUGGAAUCCAUUGUCGCCAUUGACGUAAGAGACAAGAGAGCGAUGGGGUGCAGCAUCUUCUCCGCGGCCGAUGGGAUGCUCAAAAUCGCAAAUGACAUACCAAUGGCGAACGAGAAUGUGGCCGAGGAGUUUCUCAACUACGCGCAGCCAACGACGAUCCUGAUGUCGCGGCGAGUCCCAGAAGCAAUCCUCACCUUCGUAGAGAAGCACGUUGAGAGAAGCACACAAGACCUUCAUUUGCGCCUGAUGCCGUCCUCUGACUUCUCGCAUACAUUUGCGUGCGAGGAAUUGUCAUCACUUGGCUCCAACGGUGGUUGCUCGUUUCGAAGUGCGUCCCCGUCGAACGCCGAGCAGCAAUGCAUGGAAAAUAACGGCCGAGCCAUGCAGAGAUCUGGCCGUGAUGAGCCGCAGUGCAUGAAACUUGUUCGCUGCGGCUCGCUGAUUGACCUUGAGAGCGUCGCUUCUUUAAGCUGCGCCGGUGCCCUUCUUACAGAGCUACACCGACGUCGGUCACUCGCAUCCUCUUCCAGCAGCCCUGGCAUCUUUGACAUCAGAACCGUCACGAUGUUCAAUCUGGCGGACCAUGUCUUCGUCAGCGAGGAGUCCCUGCUUUCUCUUCAGAUCAUAAACCACGAGUCGCACCCAAAUAGCCAAGCCUGGAGUAUCGACUCGAGCAGCUCGUCUGAAAAGGAGAACCUCUCGAUAUACGGCCUACUUCACCCAUUGGCUUCUACUCCCCAGGGGCGAGCGCAUCUACGACACAUGUUCCUUCAGCCCACGUCAGACCUCGAUAUCAUUAUGGACAGACAACGUACCAUCUCCUUGCUUCUUCAUCCCAACAACGAGGAAAAGUCGAGACGUGUCGGCUCUGUUCUGCGAAAGAUGGGCAAUAUCAUUGACGGGAUAAAUCCCAUGGUCCUAACUCGGGUGGGCGAUUUGAUCGAGAAGGUGGUGAACUUUGACCAAGCCAAGUCCCAGCAGCGCUAUUCAGUACGGCCUGGCGUAGAUGACGAGCUGGACGGAUUGAAACGACAGUACGAUGGCUUGAAUAGCUUCUUGACGGAGGUCGCCAACCAUGUUGCUCAGGAUCUGCCUGUAUGCGCGCGUCAGUAUAUUCGAUCCUGCAUCUUCCUUCCUCAGCUUGGCUUCUUGACUGUUGUCGAGCAAGACCAUCGGCAGAGCGGUAGCAGUUUUGAUGAGGAAUGUGCAGGCGACGGACUAUGGAAGAAGUCAUUCACCGACAAUGACACUGCCUACUAUAAGAAUCGUCAUAUGACGGAACUUGACGAUCAGUAUGGGGAUAUCUAUUCUCAAAUCAGCGACAGGGAAGUUGAGGUGAUGCAAAGGCUGGCUAUGGAUGUGAUUCUCCACGAGAAGACCCUCGUAGCGGCUGCAGAUACCUGCGGAGAAUUCGAUGCCCUUCUAGCCCUUGCCCUCGGGGCUGCAAAAUAUGGGUGGAAAGCACCGCAGAUGACUACUGCCAACAUCCUUCACAUCAAAGGCGGAAGACAUCCGCUACAGGAGCUGCUUUCUUCUUCCUUUGUUCCAAACGACUGCUACAUAGGUGAUGAUGGCACUGUAGCGCCGGGACGCCACCACGUCCAAGCACUUGUUUUGACGGGACCAAAUCAAUCCGGCAAGAGCGUUUACAUCAAGCAGGUGGCUAUUAUCGUCUAUCUAGCGCACCUCGGGAGCUUUGUGCCAGCUGAUUACGCUGUGAUCGGGACUGUUGACAAGAUCUUAACACGCAUCUCGUUAUGGGAAAGUGUGUCUGGUACGGGAAGCACCUUUGCACACGACCUUCAAGACGUCUCGCAUGCUAUAAAAUAUUCCACAGCACGGAGUCUGGUCGUGAUAGACGAGUUUGGGAACGGGACGACAGCCAACGAUGGUGCUGGAAUGUUUGCAGCAAUGCUGGAUCAUUUCCUCUCAUCUGUAACAGGAACACCAAGAAUAUUGGCUGCCACCCACUUCCAUGAGAUAUUCGCCAAUGGCUAUUUAAGCCAUCAUAGUACUCUCAUGUUAGCACAUAUGGACGUGAGAACUGACUGGGAUGCGAUCGAUCUAGAGAAGAAGGUCACUUACUUGUUUAGACUUGUAGAGGGUUAUAGCUCGACAAGCCUAGGCAGCCAAUGUGCUGUCUUAAGUGGAAUUCCAGAGCGUGUAUUAAAUCGAGCUAGGGAAAUAGGGGAUUUACUUAAUUAA